AUGGAGGGGCCGAGCGGGUCCAGCUUCGGGAUAGACACGAUCCUGUCGGGCGGCAGCACGGGCAGCCCCGGAGUCAUGAACGGAGACUUUCGCCCCCACGGCGACGGCCGGCCGGCGGAUUUUAGGAGCCAGGCCACGCCGUCCCCCUGCUCGGAGAUCGACACGGUGGGGACGGCGCCCUCGUCGCCCAUCUCGGUGAGCAUGGAGCACCCCGAGCCGCACCUGGGGGUGGCGGAGAGCCUCCCGCCGCCGCCGCACCACCUCCACCUCGGCCCGCACCCGCCGCCGCCGCCGCCGAGUUUGCAGCCGUCGCCCCCGCAGCCGCCGCCGCCCCAGCUGGGCUCGGCCAGCUCCGGCCCCAGGACUUCCACCUCUUCUUUUUUAAUUAAGGACAUUUUGGGCGACAGCAAACCGCUGGCGGCGUGUGCACCUUACAGUACCAGCGUCCCCUCUCCCCAUCACACCCCCAAGCAGGAGGGCAGCGCGGCCCCGGAGAGCUUCAGGCCCAAACUCGAGCAGGAGGACGGCAAAGCCAAGCUCGACAAGCGCGACGACACGCAGGGCGACAUCAAAUGCCACGGGACAAAGGAGGAGGGCGACCGGGAGAUCAGCAGCAGCCGGGACAGCCCGCCGGUGCGGGCCAAGAAGCCGCGGAAGGCGCGGACCGCCUUCUCCGACCACCAGCUCAACCAGCUGGAGCGCAGCUUCGAGCGGCAGAAGUACCUGAGCGUGCAGGACCGCAUGGACUUGGCCGCCGCCCUCAACCUCACCGACACGCAGGUGAAAACCUGGUACCAGAACCGGAGGACGAAGUGGAAGCGGCAGACGGCGGUGGGCCUGGAGCUGCUGGCCGAGGCCGGGAACUACUCGGCCCUGCAGAGGAUGUUCCCCUCGCCCUAUUUCUACCACCCCAGCUUGCUGGGCAGCAUGGACAGCACGACGGCGGCCGCGGCGGCCGCGGCCAUGUACAGCAGCAUGUACCGGACUCCCCCCGCGCCGCACCCCCAGCUCCAGCGGCCGCUGGUGCCGCGGGUGCUGAUCCACGGGCUGGGGCCCGGCGGGCAGCCGGCCCUCAACCCCCUGGCCAACCCCAUGCCCGGCACCCCGCACCCCCGGUGAAGCGGCACCGCGGUCCCCGCGACGAGCCCUUCCCCUCCCCGUCCCCAAACAAGCCCCAGCACCGCAGAGGAGGAAGCGAGGGGAAGCCGAGGGGCAGGAGCUUCUGCAGGCAGCCACUGGCCACCGAGGGAGGCGAUCAG
Molecule: messenger RNA, 1259 nt
Organism: Gymnogyps californianus (California condor)
Lineage: Eukaryota; Metazoa; Chordata; Aves; Accipitriformes; Cathartidae
Gene: BARHL2
Product: BarH like homeobox 2
Exons: 3
Coding region: 1-1119 (372 amino acids)
Biological process (GO): regulation of transcription by RNA polymerase II
Cellular component (GO): nucleus
Molecular function (GO): RNA polymerase II transcription regulatory region sequence-specific DNA binding; DNA-binding transcription factor activity, RNA polymerase II-specific
Source: RefSeq, a predicted model, not a curated record